ACAGAUAUUUUUUUAAAGAGUGCUGCUAACUAAUGUGUGGUUUGUGAUUGUGAGUUGUGAGAAAAAUACAGAGUAUUGAAAUAUAAACAAACAUUGUUUACUAUAUUAUUUUAAAAACACUAAAUAAUCAGUGUUUUUGCUUAAUAUUAACGACGGCAUCUUUAGAAUCCUUAGGUGGGAAUUUGAAUCAAGGCCUUAAAAUUUGCUGUUAAUGUUAAAUAAGCAAACAUUGUUAUUGUAACCAAAUCGAUAUUGGCUUGUAAAAGAAAGCAAUGAAGUACGGACGAUUCCGAAUUGUGCAAUGGGAUUUUGUGUUACUUUCAGAACAGAUUUUGUGUAUUCAAUUUUGUACCUACUCUUCGCUUGGAGCUGUUUUGUUGUUGAUCAAUUCCGUCUUUGAUGAAAACGUACCAAUAUCUUCGAUUUUUAAAUAUGAUGUUCUUUGGAUCGCUAAAUAUAAUGGCAGCAUAAUCUUUUUGGUCUUUCUGAUAAAUUCUGUUUUUGCAGCGGUACUGUUGUGGUUGGUUGUAAAGAAAGCAAAACUAUGCCUUGAUUUCAGUUCCACAUUUUAUGGACUUCAUUUACUUAUCUGCUGGUGGUACAACUCUUCGUUCCCGUUGCAUAUGUCAUGGUGGCUCUUAAAUGGUAUAACGUCUGCUGCAAUGUGCAUUGGUGGAGAAUUUCUUUGUCUAAAGUCAGAGUUAAAAAAAAUUCCUGUCGGUUAUUAAAUUAAUAUAUGAAAACCAGGCGCAUGAUACACCUCUUACGAUCGUCAUUUUUUGUUUUUUUUUUUUUAAAUACAUUUUCAUAAAAAUGCACCUGUAUCUAAAAUAGGUUUACUACGUUAAAAAUGACACUGUUCUGUGACAUUAGAAAGUGUUUUUAUUAAAGAUGUUUUCUUAACAAAGAGAUUAAA
This is a messenger RNA of Eupeodes corollae, 916 nucleotides long. It is a transcript of the gene Sys1, whose product is annotated as protein SYS1 homolog. Gene Ontology annotation, cellular component: trans-Golgi network; Golgi membrane. Gene Ontology annotation, biological process: Golgi to endosome transport; Golgi to plasma membrane protein transport; protein localization to Golgi apparatus. The record is from RefSeq and is a predicted model, not a curated record. The transcript has 4 exons. Lineage: Eukaryota; Metazoa; Arthropoda; Insecta; Diptera; Syrphidae. The coding region runs from base 273 to 728 and encodes 151 amino acids.